GUAGCGAACGGCUACGCUUCGGUACAGAACGUAACGAAAUGCUACGGGUGUUGUUAUAAGUGAACAAAAUGAUUUGUGCGUGCAUUUUCGCGUUACUGUUUGGAACUGUUAUUGGGAACCCGGCUAAAAUUGAUUCAAAACGUGAUCACUGCAACAAGACUGUGGAAAUCUAUGAAGAUGUGUCGUCACCUCCGGUCACGCCGGAAAACUUCGGACGUCCACUCACGUGUACAUAUAGGUUUAGAGCUUUUCGAGGUUCACCAAAAGACUGGAUUCUACGAAUACGUUUCAAGAAGUUCAAAGUCGGCACUUUAAUUAAUGGCACUACGUGUCAUAAGGGAUAUAUGCAGAUAGUUGACGGCAAUGCAAAGACAGACGUUUCAAACCGCAAGGAGCCGGGUCUCUUCUGUGGCGAGAUAGAACAACCGCAAACUUUCAUAUCGGAGACAAACUUCGUCAAAAUUGUCUUCCAUGCGGAUAACUUUACAGAUCAGACUUACUUUAGCUUUGAUUCUAGGGCGGAGCAGCAAUUUGAAGUUUAUCUAAGAUAUGGACAACAUCCGGAGUUAUAUCCUAACCGUAGAGGCGAAGUUGUUGCUGGAUCAUACUGCGAGCGGGUCUUCAGGGACUGUCGACUUCAGACGUGCUACGUGCAGUCAGCCGCCUACCCCGGGGUAUAUCCUAGGAAUCUGCACUGCAGAUACCACUUAAACACGAGACUGCCAUACAUAAAGUUAUAUAUAGAGAAUGAGGAGUUCAACAUUGAUGGUCAGAGAUGUGAGAAUAUAAUGACCUGUCCCAUGAGGCCUAUAACCUCAGGUUCGGAAAACUGUCCGUAUGAUUACAUAAGGAUAUAUGACGGAAAAGACGAGUCAGCUUCUGUCAUUGGUACUUUCUGCGGUAUGGGCAAGUUCCCGUACUCCAUAGUUGGGACAUCACAAGACCUAUUUGUGGAGUUCGUUAGUUCACCAGCAGGUCCCUUAUUAAACACUGGCUUCCAUUUCAACGUGGGGAACUGGCCAGGUCACGUGGAAGCCCCAGGAUCUAAGAUCGGAAACUGUGACUGGCUCCUCACAGCGGACUCCUUAAAGAAAUCUGGCGACACGGAAGGGAUCUUUCUCUCCGUGGCCCACUGGUAUCCUCCACAUACAUCGUGCACUUAUCUGAUGCAAGGUUUCCCUGGACAAGUGGUUAGGCUCUAUUUCCCAAGCUUUCGGAUUAACCGCAUAGAAUCUCCAAUAGUUCCAUGGACGGGUGACUGUGGGGAGUCCCUGACGCUGUAUGAUGCAGCUCGUCCUGACGAUGCGAAAAUUAUUAAGACCUUCUGCGACACCUUUAGUAGACCAAUGGAGAAGCAUGACUUUGUAUCUACUGGAAAUGCAAUGUUUGUCAGAUUUGAGAGCAAGACUGGUAGUUACAGUGGGUCGUCCCUCUACUACUGGGCUCACUACGACUUCUUCAACAACACACGCUUCGGUGAGCCAGUAAGCGGAACUGCGUGUGACGAAGUCAUUGCCUCCUGGAAGCAACGAGCUGGCAGACUCCGUUCACCACUCAACACCUUAGUAUACAAACAGGCUCCACCGGGAGAGGACGUCCAUUGCUUGUACAGAUUUGUCACAGACAAGAGAAUCUUUGCGAGAGUUAUUGUGACUAUAUUGAGCGUGAAUUUUAAGGAACAUCCUUACACACCCGUUUCGUGUCAGAAUUGUUACGAAGACAGAGCUGACAAGUUAAUCAUCUGGGAACCUUUCCCCACGGGUAGAGCUGCCAACCUUUCACUCGGAAUGACGACAACACCCCUUCCCCUACACUUGGCUGUCCAACGCUCCAUCGGCUCCUGUUUGUGCGCGAAACACGCAAACACUGUAACCCGUUCCAGGCCGUAUAGGGUCGUGUCUUCUGGGGAAUCACUUAAUUUACAACUGAUCGUUGACAAUGCGCAUGCUGCUGCUUCCUAUUUCAAAAAUCCUUCUCCACUCUUCGAAGCCAGAUAUGAGUUUGUUCACGGACCCCUCUGUGGACCAGCAGUAUUAGCCGCUGCUUCAGAUGGUGAAAUCGUGUACCCACAUCUAGAAGCAUUGGGCUAUACGGAACCACCAAAGAGGAUACAAUGUAUUUGGGAUCUUGAAAUUGAGGAGAAAAGGGAUAUUUGGCUACAUUUUGACAGCAUCAAAUUCGCGUCUCGACACUGCGAUGAUGGAAACAUACAGAUAUAUCUACCUGGAAGAAUCGAACCAUAUCUAUCAGUUUGUGGUGAAAACGUUUCGUUAGCUCGCGAACUGCCUAUACUUUCGGCUGGUGAACUUGGUUUCGAAUCUUUAGACGAUCCUCUGGUUAUGGAAAAAGAGAAGACAAGGUCUAUCCGAAUCGUAUUUAUUGGAAGUGCAUCACCAGCGCGUGCAGCUUUCAAAAUUGCCUGGACUGGUUUGUACCAUUUACCUAAAAACUCCGAUGGGACACUAAUGACAUCGCGUUUGACUGAUAGCGGUUCAUAUGCACCUGAUGGACACAAUUGUGAUUUCAUUUGUCCCGGAGAAGAAGCACUGUGUAUUCCUGCUAAAUUGAUAUGUAAUGGAGUCGUGAAUUGCCCUAAUGUAACCAGUGGUGAGAGACGGUAUUGGACGGCUGAAGAAAAACGAGCAAGAGAAGCUUAUUCAGAAGAUAGCUUGCGCAGACUUGGAUAUUUGGAUGCAUUGACUGGAGAAUUGGGCAAGCUACAUGAUGAAGCUCCAGAACUAUGCACAGGAGCGCAUAUGGCUGGGAGCGGAGAUUGGAUGGCACCUGCAUUAGGAGCAGCACUAGCAAUCGCGAUUAGCGUUUGUGCUCUUGGAGCCGCUUGGCGACUCUGUUGCCGCAAGCGCUCCCCAGACGAGGAGUCCUUGGAUUACUGACAUGCGGCUCGCGGUGCGCACGCACCGCCCACUCUGCAUUCUCGUUCAGCAUCCAGAGACCUACCCUUGGACUGGAGCUUACAUUGACAGACGCUAUAUUGAGUGCCGAAAUCUCUUGUUGAUUAUUAAUAUAUCAUAAACACAAACUGUUGGUCUGUCUAUGUAAUUUUAAAUUUAUUACUUUAAUUUGUCAGUAAUACAGAAAUGAUCUUGCAAAUACUUAGUUCAUACGCACAUUGUGGCAUACUCUAUUGUAACGUAAAUAGAGAUUUUCUAUAUUUAUGUACUAUGUAAUAGACUAUGGCACUCAAAACAUGUAAUUAGUGUAUAUACCUUUUAGAUAUCCUGAUAUUGAACGCUUUGAACAUCAUCAGAUGUGCGCACUUGAGUGCUUUCACUGGUCUUUUGUAAGGGCUUUUCAUAUUUUUACUUUGAUGAUCAAUCAAAAAGCUUACUAAGUGAACUCCUGGCUUGUUGGCCUGGCACUUUGCUCUUGAAGGCACUCUAGUGUUCGCAAACUUAUAGGUAAGUUAAAAGUGAUAGUAGUUAGUGACGUGCUUAUUUAAGUAAGGAUCUCGCUGGGGUAUAAUUUUGUCUCCGUCAAAACAAUUACGCGCUCAAUUUAAAAACUGCUGACUGAUUGUGAUUAUUUAAAUAAUUUUAAUGAGCACAACAGAAACAGAAAAUCGUAAAAAAUGUGUCCGCAUUUGUUAAACAGACAUUCAGAUGCAAAUGUUAUAAUAAAAAAUAACAUCAAGUGAUUUUGAAAAUGGAACUCAGAAUUAAUGAAUCAUUUUGUUAUGAGGAGUUUCAGAGGAUUCAAUCAUAGUUUUGUUUCUAACUACGGUCUUUAACUGCUAUGAUGUAAAUAUUCAUAAUAUUAGGGUUUAUCUAAGAAGUAAUGUGCAUGUAUUAAGGCAUAUUGUUGAAUACGUUGCACAAAUUAGCAAUUAGUUGUAUAUCCCAGGUAAAUGGUACAUGAAUGUAUGAGGAAUGAGAGCACAAUGAUUAUAUUAUAUUAUUUGUAUCGUUCUUUGAUUAAUCAAUUCUUGAUAGCCCUGAUUAAAAAGUUUUGAGUUAAUUAGUUUUUACACAUUGAAUUGGAAUUAUACCUAUAUUAGCAAACCUAUAGCUUAAUUCCAGUAUGUUUUAAAAUAUGCAACUUCUUAUCGCAACUUUUGUCAUUUUAUGGGUGGGUAGUAGUAACAAUGAUUAUUAUUUUAGAUCUCAGGGCACAGACGACUCACCUAUUUAUAGGUAAACAGAUACAGAAAGGUUUCUCCUUUAUAUACAUCUAGGUACCUAAGUCGUAAAGGUUUGAAAACACCUCUACUGGUUAUCUGGUUCCACAAAGAGGUGUAAGGUAGAAAUUCCUUUAAAAGCUGUGUUGUGGAAAAUCAGAUGACCAGGUGGAAUAGUUGGAAUAUUAUUUAUACUAGCCUAAAUCCUAAGCCGUUUGUAACAUAGAUAUCACUGUCUAUAGUUUAACUAUGGGUCAAUGUUUAUUAUUCCAAAUGUAUAUUAUAUUUAGUAUAUGUCGAAAAUGAUAAUAAUAACACUUUAUUUACAUCGUACAAAACGGAAAUAAAUAAAACAAAAGAAAAUCGGAGGUCAUACUGCUAAAAGUUUCUUACAGGUAACCCAGACGUAAAAAAAUAUAAUAAGAAACUUAAACUUACCUAAUAUAAAAUUACAUAUAAAGGUAAAAAUAACAAUAUUAUUAAUUGUUUUUAAAUAUAGUUCAACUCUGGUGGUAUAAGGUAAGCAUAUUAAAAUUCGUAAACCUGUUAAAAAUAUUUCAAACAAAUUUAAUGUGUUUAUGGGAAAUCCAUAAAUUCAAUUCUUAAAAAUAACGAUGUAUAUAAUAAUGUAAAUUCUUUAAGAGGAUUAUUAUCAGCUUGAAACAAAGAAUUGUAAUGGAUCUAUCGAGAGUCUUAACAAUUUAAGCGUAUCCAUCUCGUCAUGUUUUAUUCAACGUCAGCUCUCGAAUUAAGUUUAUUGUUCCUCCCGAAGUAGAUCAAAGUUAUUUCUUUUAUUUUUCAUUUCGUUAGGAAAAAACUUCGGAUAAAUUCAUCCACUUAUUAAGGAAUUCAAUAACUUUGCAAUUUCAGUCAUCUCGGCGUAUUUCAAUUUUAUUUGAAUAUUUUUCGCAUGUUUUGUUUAUGAAUUUUUCGAAUAUUGGUAUGUUAGCAUGUAAUACGGUAUUUCUGCCAAUAGAACGUUAUUUUUAUAUCAAUCUCCAAAUAUACGUACAAUUUUAUUUUGGACUGUUACCAAACAUUUUCUAUAUAUGUAGAUUUUGAUACGUUUAUUUAUGAUUAAGACGAUUAUCUAAUAAAAACUAAAUCAACUUAAAUUAAAUCACUGGGGGUGACAAUGUAAAACAAAAUCAUCAACAGCGACUCUUAUGUGACAUGCGUCACACGCGGCAUAAUACGUCACGAUAUCCCAUUUGUCUUGUUACAAUAAAGUUAUGCGUUUAACAUUCUCAUUUUUAUCACAGUAUUGACAUAUAAAAAAUAUAUGUACUUUAAUCCUUCAAAUAAUAAAUACAAUAUCUUUACCUGUAUCUAUUACAUGUUACUUAAGCUAAUAAAAUGUGUAUUUUAAUAAGAACUUGGGUUUUAUCCAUCAAUUCACUAGUAAGAAAGUGUUCUCUAUAUAUUAUUGAUUCCACUAUGCAUAGGUAGGCAAAAAGGUAAGACAGGCAAGUGUAGCGAGGAGCCAUCGUAUUUUUAUUCAGUGAGCGGAUGUACGCGCUAUAAACAUGAAGAAGAUAUUAGUAAUAGGUUUAGGUUAUACUUCGAGUAAAUGUUAUUUUAAACAUCACUACCUUUGUCGUUUUAUGUAGGUACCCGUAUUUUGUAUAAUGAAACUGGAAUUCCUAAUUUUUUUUAAUGCUUGUUACAUUUUUUGAAUACUUAUGAACAUUUAGAGAAAUUGUUG
Messenger RNA from Pieris brassicae (large cabbage white), 5840 nucleotides. RefSeq lists its product as uncharacterized. Gene Ontology annotation, cellular component: plasma membrane. NCBI's taxonomy places the organism in Eukaryota, Metazoa, Arthropoda, Insecta, Lepidoptera, Pieridae. The transcript has 12 exons. Bases 69 to 2894 code for a protein of 941 amino acids. The record is from RefSeq and is a predicted model, not a curated record.